CCUGGAGGACAGCAGGAUGGAGGACAGGGUGUGGACUGUGUGUCUCCUGGUCAUUCUGACACUGGGAUGGACUGAGGCUCAGAGUCAGACCAACUACACAAGGCCCACCUUCCACUGUGGAGGCCACCUGGUCGUAGACUCUGGCAUCGUGGCCAGUGAAGGAUUCCCCAGUCACUACAAACCCAACAGUAAAUGCACCUGGUACAUCACUGUUCCAGAGGGUCAUGUGGUCAUGCUGGCUUUCCGCCUCUUCGACAUGGAGGCCGACCCCACCUGUCGUUAUGACUACCUGGACGUGUACAACGGUCACUCCCGUUUGGUGCAGAAGCUGGGUCGUUUCUGUGGAACGUUCCGGCCCGGCGCUCUCAUCUCCACCUCCAACACCAUGAUGUUAGAGAUGGUGUCAGAUGACGCCACUGGAGGAAGAGGCUUUCUGGCUUCCUUCAGCGCGGGGAAGCCACAUAUGGAAGAGAACCAGUUCUGUGGAGGACGGCUGACCAAAUCCCAGGGCUCUGUCAAGACGCCCAACUGGCCCAACUCUAAUUACCCAGCAGGCAUCAGCUGCUCCUGGCACAUCUCCGUCGAACCAAGCAAUGUGAUUGAGGUGAAGUUUGUGAAGCUGGACUUGGAGCCCGACACAUACUGUCGCUAUGACUAUGUGGCGCUGUUUAACGGGGGAGAAAGGGAUAACUCAAGACGGAUUGGGAGAUUCUGUGGAGACAGGGCACCAGGAACUAUAGUGACAAACGGGAACGAGCUCCUUGUCCAGUUCGUCUCUGAUCUCAGCGUCACCUCAGAUGGCUUCAUGGCCCACUACGCCAGUGUACCCCGUGGGUCUCGGACGCCUACCGCCGGAGGAGACUUCAUCUAUGGACCUCAGACCACUUCAGCGCCAGAAAAAGCAGCUGCGAAGCCAAGCAAGCCCACCAAACCCACCAAACCAACCCCCAAACCGAGACCUGGCCUCCAGCCUAAACCCACUCCAAAACCACCCAAAAAACCACUGGUGAAGAUACCGCUGAAACCUCCACCACGGAGACCUAUCGUCAAACCUGCAGUCAAACCCACGGCUAAACCCAAGCUAGCUAAACCCACACCGAAAGCACCUGUGAAAAAGCCUACACCUAAACCUGGAUUUAAACCUGGAGCUAAAACUACACCCAAACCUAAGAUUAUUAAACCAACGCUCAAACCAAGCAUUAAGGCUAAACCCACACCACGUAAGCCUGCACUGAAGACCAAGCCCACUUUGAAACCUAUUGUUAAACCAGCAAAGCCAACCUCUAAGAGUGGAGUUACACCAACUGUCAAACCAAAGAUUAAACCUAACCUGACACCUAAACCUGGAGUAAGCAAGACAGUGACGAAGAAGCCUCUCGUGAACAAGAAACCUCUACCACUGAACCCACAGUGUACACAAGCCUGUAAGAGGACGGGAACUCUCCAAUCUAGCUUCUGCCCUCAUGACUUCGUGAUCACUGGUAAAGUCACAUCUUUGACCCCUGGUCCAAGGGGCUCGGUGACGGUUGAUGUGUUCCUAAUCAAGGCCUAUAAGACAGGACGCCUGAAUAUCACCAAAUCAGGGCCUGUCAUGUCGGUUGUACUCACCUCUGCCUGCAAAAAAUGCCCUGGCUUAAUCAAAGGCCAAAACUAUGUGUUGAUGGGAAAAGUGGAUGCGCAGGGCAAUGGCCUUCUCAGCCCCUCCAGCUUCACGCUCCUCUAUAAGCCCAUCCACGCCAAAGCACUGGUGAACCUCGCAAGCAAACCAUGCUGACAUCACAGCUCAGCCCACCAUUCAGAUUGACAACCCUCACUAUCUGUCUGAAUACAUGUAGCUUUACAUAAAGUGUGAAAAUAUUCUAAGCGAUAGCCAAACAUAAUGUUUUUUACGUAAUACAACCCCGAUUCCAAAAAAGCUGGGAUAUUGUGUAUAAGAAAUCAUCCUGUGUUGAACAGGUGGUGAACCUCGCUCCAUCCUUGAUGGUGAAUGACUGAGCUUUUCCAGAAUGCCCCUUUCAUAUCCAAUCAUGAUACUAUCACCUGUUACCAGUCAGCCUGUUUACCUGUGGAAUGUUCCAAACAGGAGUUUUUGGAGCGUUCCACAACUUUCCCAUUUUUUUUGUUGCUCCUGUCCC
Molecule: messenger RNA, 2135 nt
Organism: Chelmon rostratus (copperband butterflyfish)
Lineage: Eukaryota; Metazoa; Chordata; Actinopteri; Chaetodontiformes; Chaetodontidae
Gene: pcolceb
Product: procollagen C-endopeptidase enhancer b
Exons: 9
Coding region: 17-1774 (585 amino acids)
Molecular function (GO): protein binding
Source: RefSeq, a predicted model, not a curated record